Pichia kudriavzevii is the source of this 702-nucleotide messenger RNA. RefSeq lists its product as uncharacterized. Bases 1 to 702 code for a protein of 233 amino acids. The record is from RefSeq and is a predicted model, not a curated record. The transcript has a single exon. NCBI's taxonomy places the organism in Eukaryota, Fungi, Ascomycota, Pichiomycetes, Pichiales, Pichiaceae.
AUGGGAAAAACAGCUUUAUUAAUCAUCGAUCUACAAGAAGAUUUUCUUCCGCCAAACGGAUCACUUGCUGUCAAGAAUGGUAGGGACAUUAUUAAUCCUAUCAUUGAUUUAAUGACCAACAAGAAGUAUGAAUGGGAUACGGUGGUGGCAACAAAGGACUGGCAUCCACAGGGCCACAUUUCAUUUGCAAGCACUCACAAGCAAGAACCGUACAGCACCAAGCUCAUUGCAUGUCCAGAUGGGAAACAAGAGGCCAAACUUCACACUCUCUGGCCGGAUCAUUGUGUCCAGGAGAGUAGUGGAUCCGAAUUUCCAAAAGAAUUUUUGGACGUUUUCAAUGAAUUCAAGUACAGACAAGACCCUCCAACAAAGUUGAUACUAAAGGGAUACCUACAGGAUCGGGAAUACUACUCUUGUUUCCAAGAUAUCUGGGGGUUGCACAAGACAGAAUGUGCAAGCUACCUAAAUGACUUGGGAAUCACCAAUGUUGUUGCGGUUGGCAUUGCAUACGAUUAUUGUGUCUUGAAUUCCUGUAUUGAUUCACAAAAGAACGGCUUCAACACGUAUGUUGUGAGUGACUUAACAAGAUCUGUGCAACCGGAAAAGGAUUCCGAGACAUCCGCCAUUUACGAAAAGAACGGAGUUGAGAUCAUCAAGUCCUCAGACCCACUUUUGGAAAAGCUCGUGGGAGCCUAUUUAUGA